Messenger RNA from Peromyscus eremicus (cactus mouse), 2289 nucleotides. It is a transcript of the gene Rtn1, whose product is annotated as reticulon 1. The coding region runs from base 57 to 1529 and encodes 490 amino acids. Gene Ontology annotation, cellular component: neuron projection; postsynaptic density. Gene Ontology annotation, biological process: neuron differentiation; endoplasmic reticulum tubular network formation; brain development. The transcript has 7 exons. The record is from RefSeq and is a predicted model, not a curated record. NCBI's taxonomy places the organism in Eukaryota, Metazoa, Chordata, Mammalia, Rodentia, Cricetidae.
AGUUUAGGUGGCCUGUCUUUCCAGCAAAGCCCUGGAAACAGACUAUUUCUGUACUAAUGAGAUGUGUGUUUCUCAAGCAACGACAAAACAUCUCCCCUAAUGGAAUUUUGUUUUAUUUCUUUUCUCUCUGUCCAUCUGUCUGUCCGUGUGUGUGCUUCUCUGCCUCUUCUUCGCUCUGUGGGACGACAGAACCAUCUGUAGCCGAGUCCCAGGGGAAAGGCAGUGUCUCGGAGGACGAGUUGAUCGCUGCCAUUAAAGAAGCGAAGGGGUUGUCCUAUGAGACCACCACCGAGGGUCCAAGGCCGGUGGGCCAGGUGGCCGACAGGCCCAAAGCCAAGGCCAGGUCCGGGCUGCCCACCAUCCCCAGUACCCUGGACCACGAGGCCAGCAGUGCGGAGUCCGGAGACUCGGAAAUUGAGCUGGUGUCAGAGGACCCCAUGGCCUCCGAGGACGCGCUGCCCUCGGGCUAUGUGAGCUUCGGCCACGUGUCGGGCCCUCCUCCCUCUCCUGCCUCGCCGUCCAUCCAGUACAGCAUCCUGCGGGAGGAGCGGGAGGCCGAGCUGGACAGCGAGCUCAUCAUCGAGUCGUGCGACGCCUCCUCGGCCUCCGAGGAGAGCCCCAAGCGCGAGCAGGACUCGCCCCCGAUGAAGCCAGGCGCCCUGGACGCCAUCCGCGAGGAGACCAGCACCCGGGCCGCCGCCGCCGCCGCCGAAGAGCGGGCGCCCAGCCGCCAGGACCCCGCGGAGCCCAGCCCGGUGCUCAGUUUCCCCCCUGCUGCCCUCCCAUCCCGCCCCGAGCCGUCCUCGGGCGACGGAGCCCCGGGCCCCGAGCCGCCCACGUCACAGCAGCAGAAGCCUAAGGAGGAAGCCGAAAGUUCCAACCAAAGCCCGGCGGCCACCGAGGGUCCCGAGCCGCUUGGUCCCAGCCUCGUGCCUCUUCCGCCCUUCUUCAAUAAGCAAAAAGCUAUUGACCUUCUGUACUGGCGGGACAUCAAGCAGACGGGGAUUGUGUUCGGGAGCUUCCUGCUGCUGCUCUUCUCCCUGACCCAGUUCAGCGUGGUGAGCGUCGUCGCCUACCUGGCCCUGGCCGCCCUCUCAGCCACCAUCAGCUUCCGCAUCUACAAGUCUGUUCUGCAGGCUGUGCAGAAAACAGAUGAGGGUCACCCUUUCAAGGCCUACCUGGAGCUGGAGAUCACCCUGUCCCAGGAGCAGAUCCAGAAGUACACCGACUGCCUGCAGCUGUACGUGAACAGCACGCUCAAGGAGCUACGGAGGCUUUUCCUCGUCCAGGACCUGGUGGAUUCUUUAAAAUUUGCAGUCCUCAUGUGGCUCCUGACUUACGUCGGCGCGCUCUUCAAUGGCCUGACCCUGCUGCUCAUGGCUGUGGUUUCGAUGUUUACCUUACCUGUGGUGUAUGUUAAGCACCAGGCACAGAUCGACCAAUAUCUGGGACUUGUGAGGACUCACAUAAACACUGUCGUGGCGAAGAUCCAGGCUAAAAUCCCUGGUACCAAAAGGCACACCGAGUAGACGGAUAUCCCAGGAGAAGCGGGCCGUGGAUGGGGGUGUCUGGAGUGGUAACAGCUCUCUUCUCCUCAUCACUGCACAUUGAUUGUGUCCCUUUCCCAGUACCAUAAUCUUAGAGGCAAACUUUCAGACAGGUGUUUUCAGGCUCUUCCCGUACUCUUAGGAUAUUUGCGUCCCUUGUGUCAAGCACUAAAGUAUAGAGAAAAGUGUGUUAGAUGUGGUUUUUAAUUUUGUGUUGCUAAAAAAAAAAAAGUGCAUGAUGGUGAGAGCCCACGUUCUCCUUCCUUCCCUGUCCUCCUGCAAUGCUCCCGUAGCUUCGACGUCCCUGUGGCUAGGCCUUUCUUGCCAAGUGCGCUGACACAAUAGUGGCGAUCGCUUAUCAUGUCCUUGGGUUGCUGGUUUGGAUUCAUCUUUAAUAACACUAUAUAGAAUUGUAGGCCAAUGUUUUAGCAUUUUUCCAACACACACAACGUAAAAAAAAAUAAUAAUAAUAUGAAACAGUUGACCGUACAUAUGGUAAUCAGUUUUGUAUAACGUACAAAUGAUUAAAUGAAGAAUAAAUCCAAAAUGAACACACAGUACUUUUAUUGUAUGGGAUGGCUGUGCUGAUUUACAUGUAUGGUAACUAAAAGGUGCCAGCAUGUUGACUUUAUUACAAUUUGUAUUACUUUCUCUGUAGUUCCUAAUGGACUUAAUCAUGGACUCUGGAUAUUUGCACUUAUGUACUUGAUACUGAAUGCAUCAAUAAAUGUUACUAAAUGUA